GAUAGAUGGGUACCACCAGCAUGCGAUCUGGCUGCUGACUCUUUAUGCGCAUGCAGCCUCUUAAAUGUGACACAUCUUACAAUGAACCCUGGUGCAGAUGAGCUGUCGCUUCUCUCGGACUGUGGACUAACUGGGGUGACCUCAGGUGUCAUUUGUGGAUGACUGGGAUGAAGGUGGUGAUGAUGAAUGUGGCUGUUUUUAUCUGCGAAAACCGCCAACUUUCACUCCUUCUCUUCUUCUUCUACUACUACUUCUCUGUGUGUCUUUAAAGCGCAACAGCAUGCAGAUCUCCCAGAGUGAAGACAAGAUCCCUGUUGUGGGUUCAUCUUCAAUCCCUCAGGGCAAUGGAGAAGGCCUUUACUUCUCUGAUGGCAGACGGAAAGUCGACUACGUUCUGGUCUUCCAUCAGCGGCGGCAUGGCUCCAUACGCUCUCGCGCCAGCACCUCAGUUUCACACGACCGGUUAUCCAUUGUUUCCAAUGGCAACUUUCCUCCUUCGGUGGGCCCUGACGCGGAGCGAGCAAGAGCAGCUAGCUUACCAGGAGGGGAGGCUAUGGGCGAGGUGUUCAUGGAACUUGGAAGUCCUGGAGGGAAUGAGCUGACGGAGCCUGCUGACCAUGAGAUGCGUCUCAUCAGACAGGAAUUUGAGGCCAAUCUGCUGGAGGCCGGCCUGGAGAUAGAGAGAGACAGAGAGUUAAAGACCCACGGCCCAACCUUCACUCGUCUCCAUGCACCCUGGCCAGUACUGUGUCGAGAGGCUGAGUUUCUCAAGAUUAAAGUCCCUACCAAGACGGUUUACGAACUGAAAGAGGAAAGUGGUUUUGGGUCCAGUAUGAGCACAGUGUGGAGGAAAAUGAACCAGCCUUUCCAGCCUAAAGUACCACAUCAGGACCAAGAAUGCGUCAAAUAUCUCACACACUGCUUCUCCAGGGACAAACUCCACCUGUAUAACAUCACAUCUAAAGACACAUUCUUCGACAACGCCACAAGGGGCCGAAUAGUAUACGAGAUCCUGAGACGGACGGUCUGUGUACGAACCUGUCAAACCAUAGGCAUCAGCACAUUGAUAGCUAAAGGAGUGUAUGACGCAUCCUUCCCUCUACACGAUGGUGACUAUAAGGUCAUCGGCCAGGCUGAGGAGAGGAACGACAGACAGCUUCUGCACGACGAGUGGGCCCGAUACUCAGCCUUUUACAAGUACCAGCCCAUUGAUCUCGUCAGGAAGUACUUUGGGGAGAAGAUCGGUCUGUACUUCGCAUGGCUCGGUGUUUACACUCAGCUGCUGAUACCAGCCUCCAUAGUAGGAAUCAUUGUGUUUGGCUACGGGGUGGCAACAGUGGACACUAACAUACCCAGUCUGGAGAUGUGUGACGAGCGUCUCAAUUUCACCAUGUGUCCUCUGUGUGACGGAGCCUGCGACUUCUGGCAGCUCAGCACCGCCUGCGGCACCGCCAGAGCUUCACACCUCUUCGACAACCCCGCCACCGUCUUCUUCGCCAUCUUCAUGUCUCUGUGGGCGGUGCUGUUCCUGGAGCACUGGAAGCGUCGGCAGAUCAGUUUGAGCUUCAGUUGGGAUCUGACUGGCAUCGAGGAUGAUGAGGAACAUCCCAGGCCAAAAUACGAGACCAUCCUCCUUCAGAAGAGACAGAGGAAGCAGAAAAAUAAAAAGAAGAAGAAAAAGAAUGAGCGGGACCUGACUGUCAACAGUUCCAAUAGAAAGCCAGAGAAGCAGGAGGACGGGACAGUGACAGGGAAGGACAGAUGGAGACAAAAACUUCUGUCUGCCAUGGCUGCAGGAAUACCGGCUGCCAUAGAGAAGUUGACCUGGAAAGACCGUCUUCCUGGAUACUUCAUCAACGUUUCCUCCAUCCUCUUUAUGUUUGGUUUGACGUUUUCAGCAGUUUUCGGCGUCAUCAUCUACCGCAUCACGGUAUCGGCCCUGAUGGCGAUGAGCCCCGACCCGGAGACCAAGUCAAACGUCCGGGUGACGGUGACAGCCACCGCGGUCAUCAUCAACCUGGUGGUCAUUCUGAUCCUCGAUGAAAUCUACGGCGCCGUGGCACUGUGGCUGACCGAGCUAGAGAUUCCUAAAACAGAAACCAACUUUGAGGAGCGUCUCAUCCUGAAAGCCUUCUUGCUCAAGUUUAUGAACGCAUAUGCACCCAUCUUUUACGUCGCUUUCUUCAAGGGACGGUUUGCUGGUCGACCUGGAAAUUAUGUAUACGUCUUUAAUGAUUAUCGAAUGGAAGAGUGUGCGCCAGGAGGCUGCCUCAUUGAGUUGUGCAUUCAGCUCAGCAUCAUCAUGCUGGGGAAGCAGCUGAUCCAGAACAACAUCUUUGAGAUCGGCAUCCCGAAGUUGAAGAAGCUGGUGCGUGCCAUAAAGAAUAAAGGAUCAGCGGAGGAAGAGUUGGAGGGGGAGAGACCUCCACAGCAGUGGAACCUGGACUACGCACUGGCUCCCUUUGAAGGCCUCACGCCUGAAUACAUGGAGAUGAUCAUCCAGUUUGGUUUCGUUUCUCUGUUCGUGGCUUCGUUCCCGCUUGCUCCGCUCUUUGCUCUGCUCAACAACGUCAUCGAGAUCCGACUGGAUGCCAAGAAGUUUGUUACGGAGCUACGCAGACCAGUCGCCGUACGCGCUAAAGACAUUGGUAUAUGGUACAACAUACUGAGUGGAAUGGGGAAAUUCUCAGUCAUUAUAAAUGCCUUUGUGAUCUCCUUCACAUCAGACUUCAUCCCUCGGCUCGUCUACCAGUACAUGUUCAGUCAGACCGGCACCAUGCACGGCUUCAUUGACCACACGCUCUCCUUCUUCAAUGUGUCCAAUUUUAAACCUGGCACCGCACCGCACAGCUCACUGCAAGGAGACAUCACCGUCUGCCGGUACAAAGACUACAGAGAGCCUCCCUGGUCUCCAGACGCAUACACCUUCUCCAAACAGUACUGGUGUGUCCUGGCUGCAAGACUGGCUUUCGUCAUACUGUUCCAGAACCUGGUGAUGUUCCUCAGCCUGGUGGUGGCCUGGGGGAUCCCUGACGUUCCCAAAACCAUUGUGGAGCAGCUGAAACGGGAGAAGAAGCUCCUGGUCGACGUCUUCUUACGGGAAGAGAAGGAAAAAUUCCAACUCAUCCAGAGCCUCUUCUCCAAGGACAGCAGCCUCCACCCGGGCAGCCACACGCUGAGCCCGACCCAGGGCCUGUCCAUCCCAGGCCGCUUCAGUACUCUACCCCCUGGUCUGACGCAGGCCUUGACUGGAGAAGGAGUGCCCAGGGCCAGGUGUAGGGCCGCCAGCUUCAGCCUGUUCAACAGGAAUAUCCCGCCAAGAAAUGAAAAUGAGAAUUCGAGACACACGGCCGUGUGACAUGAAACACACACAUCUGUGGGGAUGCUUCAGCUGGAGGACACGUUGCUCGGGUGAUUCAGUCCGUGAAUGUCUUUGCCUGUGUCUUUUGUGUCCUGGAGUGUCUGACACAGUAAUGCUGUGAUUAAAACAAAUCGCAGCAACAUUCUGAACUAAUUUGAAAUCAUUGUUGUCAGUGUGGUUGAAUGUGUAAUGUCCACACUGUCUGAAUGAGUGUCUGUGUGUUGUUCCUACUUGCACCGACUGUUCACCUGAUAAAGUGUUAUAAUUUUUACUUUUUGGUAAAAAAUUAAUAAUUUAGCGAGGCUCACUUGCUUCAUAGCGUAGACAAGCAAUAAUUACAGUAUUAGGCUGAACAAGUGAAUAUUACAAGAACCUGGAAGAGACAAAGAACUACAAACACAUGGACAUAUUCAGUGAUGAACACUUGACAGGUUGAUGAACAUGGACUCAUUACUGGGGCUGAGGACUGUCACAGUUUUCCUGCUUUAUGUGCUUAUGCUCUUUAUGUAUUUUUGUUUUUAACAGAAUUUGUAGCAGCGACAACAUUCCAUAUUUCCUGUACUUUUUAAUACAUGAAAACAAACAGGAGCCUCCCAGAAGAGCAAAUCAUUUUCUUUACACCACUUGUUCUGUUACAACUGAUUUUUCUCUGUAGAAUUCAGGAAUAAUUUUAUUUAAUCUUACUCAAAUUGUAAUGGUAGUCAAAACACAGCUGCUGGUUAUUGUUCCUCUGGUCAUUCUGCUCUGUGUAUUUAUUGGACGGAUGCCCAUGCCAAUGUGGCACAGUGUUGCAUGCCACUCAUAGAUCAUAGACAGUCCAAGCUGUUGUUUUAGAAAUAGAUUAUCUGUGAAGCGAAAUGCUUU
Centropristis striata (black sea bass) is the source of this 4225-nucleotide messenger RNA. RefSeq names its product anoctamin 2b (gene ano2b). The transcript has 26 exons. NCBI's taxonomy places the organism in Eukaryota, Metazoa, Chordata, Actinopteri, Perciformes, Serranidae. Gene Ontology annotation, molecular function: chloride channel activity; protein dimerization activity. Gene Ontology annotation, biological process: chloride transmembrane transport. Bases 281 to 3358 code for a protein of 1025 amino acids. The record is from RefSeq and is a predicted model, not a curated record. Gene Ontology annotation, cellular component: plasma membrane.